CCAGAGAGAACGGAGCCCGGGGCCACCCGGAAGGGCCGGGUUCCAAACGCCAGUGCCACGUCAGGCCAGGGAGCUGAGCGCAGCCCCGGCCGCUGCCGCACGGACUAGGCGCCCUCCUCGGCUGGGACUGGCCAGCACGGAGUCCGGCCGGGGGGAUUUAACCGAGGCCAGAAGCAUGAGGUCCCCAGCCCCCGCCGACUCUCCGGGGCGCUGGUGGCGGGGGCUGCCGCCGCUGCUGCUGCUGCUGCUACUACUGCAGGCCCAGGUGCUGCGAUGCAGCCAGCUGACUUUCGAACUGCCCGACAGCGCCAAGCAGUGUUUCCAUGAGGAGAUGGAGCAGGGGGUGAAAUUCACCCUGGGUUAUCAAGUCAUUAGUGGUGGACACUAUGAUGUAGACUGCUUUAUUGAAGACCCCCAUGGAAAGACAAUUUACAAAGAAACCAAGAAGCAGUAUGACAGUUUCUUUCACCAGACAGAGAACAAAGGAAUCUACAAGUUUUGCUUCAGUAAUGAGUUUUCCACCUUUACCCACAAAAUUGUGUUCUUUGAUCUACUAAUUGGAGAUGAACCCCCCAUUCUCCCAGAAAUGGGAAACAGAGUCACUGCAUUGACACAGAUGGAGUCUGCUUGUGUGACCAUUCAUGAAGCAUUGAAAACAGUGAUUGAUUCUCAGACACAUUAUCGACUCAGGGAAGCUCAGGACCGGAACCGAGCUGAUGAAUUAAAUGAGCGGGUUUCAUAUUGGUCUGUGGGGGAGACAGUCAUACUAUUUGUUGUCAGCAUCAGUCAAGUGAUGCUUCUGAAAAGCUUCUUCACAGAAAAGAGACCAACCAGUCGAGGUGUCAACUCAUAAUUCUGGAGGACACAUGGCCUCUAAAGUCCUGCUCAACAAAGGAAAUCCCAUUGAUACUGUCUACUUAGGAAGUAGGGGGUGGAGUUCUUCCAUGCUCUUAAAACUACAAGGAAAAAUAUCUUCUCUAUGUUCUAUUGGCCUGUAAAAUCAGGGGAUAGUGUGAAGACAAAACCACUAUAAAUUAUAACACAAUGCCAUUUUGCAUGUUUUUA
Messenger RNA from Sarcophilus harrisii (Tasmanian devil), 1065 nucleotides. It is a transcript of the gene TMED3, whose product is annotated as transmembrane p24 trafficking protein 3. The record is from RefSeq and is a predicted model, not a curated record. NCBI's taxonomy places the organism in Eukaryota, Metazoa, Chordata, Mammalia, Dasyuromorphia, Dasyuridae. The coding region runs from base 176 to 853 and encodes 225 amino acids. The transcript has 3 exons. Gene Ontology annotation, biological process: endoplasmic reticulum to Golgi vesicle-mediated transport; intracellular protein transport; Golgi organization. Gene Ontology annotation, cellular component: endoplasmic reticulum-Golgi intermediate compartment; COPII-coated ER to Golgi transport vesicle; endoplasmic reticulum.